ACACGUUUGGGAAAGUGAUGAACAUGGCGACUGGAAGGCGCCUCCUGGCUGCUGCGCGUCUGCUUGGCAUCUGGCUCUCCGCUUUUGUGGGUGUGAGCCGUGGAGCCGAGCUGUCGUUCACGUUGGAGCCCAGUGACAUCAUCGCGGUACAGGAACAACCACUAAUGCUGCACUGUCAGGUGGAAGGUAUUCCACCAAUCACCACGCAGUGGAGGAGGAACAGUGCGCUCUUACUGGAGGAUAAGAACUACACCACCUUCAUUAAUGGCUCGCUGCUGAUUGGACGAUUCCAGAGAAGCAGGAGUGACGGCUCUUCGGAUGAGGGAGACUACGAGUGUGUGGCCCAGAAUUCCUUUGGGCUGGUCGUCAGUCGCAAGGCUAAAGUACAGGCUGCCACGAUGGCGGAGUUUCACGUGCACCCGCGCUCAGUGCGAGCGGAUUUAGCAGGUGUUGCACGUUUUCAGUGCCAAAUCCACGGUCUGCCCGAGCCGGUCAUCAGCUGGGAGAAAGAUGAUCGUGCUGUGGACACAAGUGACGAGAGGUACACACUGUUACCCACAGGUGUGUUACAGAUUACAGGUGUUCGCCUGGAGGACAGCGGAGUGUUUUGCUGUGUAGCUCACAACAGUGCAGGAGUCAAACACAGUGCUGGAGCUCGGCUCACUGUCUCAGGCUCACAGUCUUCUGUUUACAAAGACCCCAUGAUCCUCGUGGGUCCUGAGAACCUCACUCUCACCGUGCACCAGACAGCCAUCUUGGAGUGUGUAGCUACAGGGUUUCCUCGCCCCAUCGUGUCCUGGAGUCGCCUCGACGGGCGUCCGAUUGGCGUUGAAGGCAUCCAGGUGUUGGGAACAGGCAACCUGAUGAUCUCAGAUGUCCGUGUGAAACACUCAGGCGUCUACGUUUGCGCAGCCAACAAACCAGGCACUCGUCUGCGUCGAACAGCUCAGGGUCGCCUGGUGGUUCAGGCUCCAGCGGAGUUCGUUCAGCCUCCUCAAUCCGUCGCACGUCCCGUCGGCACCACCGCCAUCUUCACGUGCCUGGCACAGGGCGAGCCGUCUCCUCAGCUCACGUGGCUAAAGAACGGCCAGAUCCUGGAACCCGGUGGUCACGUGAAGCUCAGGAACAACAACAGCACGCUGACUAUCUCCAGCAUCAGCCAGGAGGAUGAAGCGAUAUAUCAGUGUAUAGCGGAGAACAGCGCUGGCUCUUCUCAGGCCAGCGCUCGUCUCACGGUCCUGUGGGCCGACGGGUUACCGGGCAUCCCGAGUGGUGUACGUGCAGAUGCCCUCUCGCCCACCUCCAUACAGGUGUCGUGGAACGAGCCAGCUCAAAACACACAGGACAUCAUCGGCUACGUGCUUCACAUCCGCAAGACUGCAGACCCAGUAGAAAUGGAGUAUCAGGAGGCGGUGAGUAAAGUCACACUCCAGCAAGUGGUCGCCGAUCUCGAACCGUCCACCAGCUACAGCUUCUAUGUGAAGGCUUACACGUCACGUGGAGCGAGCAAAGCCUCCGCCACAGCACAGGAGAGCACACUCGGAGAAGUUCCUGCUCCUCCGUAUCUGCACACUAAGAUGAUGAACUCCAGUGUGGUUCAAGUGACCUGGGAGCCGUCGGCUAAAAUGGGUCAACACGACGGCUUUAAGAUUUAUUAUCGCAAAGCACACGAGCCGCAGUACACAGGACCCGUCACCUUCAACCGCAACGUCACACACUACAACAUCUCUCUGAUGGAUCCAGCAGCAGUGUAUGAGAUCAAGGUUCUUGCGUUUAAUCAGUACGGAGAUGGAAACGCAACUCUGCGCUUUGUAUCUCUGAAGGAGGCUGUGGAGAAGUCAGUUUCAAAUACUCCAUGUGACUGUAUUAAGGAAGAGAAUAAAAGUUCUGCUACUGGCAUCAUCAUCGGCAUCCACAUCGGAGUCACAUGCAUCAUCUUCUGUGUCCUCUUUCUAAUGUUCAGCUACCGGGGAAGGUUAAUGGUGUGUAAGACAGCUCAGGCCGCUCCUCAGGUGGGACGUGACGUGAUGGUUCCUGCAGCAGCCGUGGUUCUGGAGUCUUCCUCGUCUUCACAGGGAGCUCUGCCUCUCAACGGCUUGCACACGUCCGGCAUCGACAGUAACGGCGUGAACUGCAUCGGUGUCUCGAGCGAGAGGGAAAGACUCGUUUCAGGUCCAACUGAUGCUGCGCACAUGAUGGAAAACUUGCUAGCGUCCUGUUCUCUAAACGAAACUCAGCUCUCCACGCUUCCUCUGGAUGAUUUCAGCCUGAUGGAUGAACACCAGGUAUCGUAUCGCUCCGAAGUCCAGGUGGAUGAAGGAUAAACGUGGGCUG
Messenger RNA from Tachysurus vachellii, 2334 nucleotides. RefSeq names its product immunoglobulin superfamily, DCC subclass, member 3 (gene igdcc3). The coding region runs from base 18 to 2324 and encodes 768 amino acids. Gene Ontology annotation, biological process: axon guidance; cell-cell adhesion. Gene Ontology annotation, molecular function: protein binding. NCBI's taxonomy places the organism in Eukaryota, Metazoa, Chordata, Actinopteri, Siluriformes, Bagridae. Gene Ontology annotation, cellular component: plasma membrane; axon. The transcript has 14 exons. The record is from RefSeq and is a predicted model, not a curated record.